AUGAACAUGCAGGUGGCGUUCUUUGUUGUGAUGGGCGGUUUCGUUGCAGAUGAAGCGAUCCCUCCAACUGGCGUUAAAUGGAUGGAGAAGAGAGACGCCGAGCUAGCAGAACUCUGGAAACUAAGGGGAAAGGUCAAACGCUCUUUAAGAUUUUUGACGAAGGCAGAUCCCAAUCCUACCCCACAGGCACCUCGCCCAUUUAGAGCUAUUGUAACGCCAACGGGAUUCAUCAAGUACAUGGAAAAGGGACUCAUUCAUGAGGGUAGUUUUGACAAGGCUGCUAUCACUGAUAAAGGGAAAGCAAGCACCAUCGGAAAGCUCUUGGCUGGCGGCCAGGCCCUCUGGUUAGUGGUGGCUUCGAUUUCACGUUGGAGGGCGGAAUUGCCUCUCACCCUCCUGGAAAUACAUGUCUUGAUUCAUGUUGUACGAACCCUAUUGAUCUACGCCUUCUGGUGGAACAAACCUUUAGACGCCCGUGAACCGAUCAGAAUUCGACUUGGGAAAGAUGACAACGGGGGAAGGUUAUCUGGCAACAGACCACCGAAUGUGACUCUUCCUUCAGCUACUUCCUCUACAACUGAUCAUGGCCAUAACCCGACCAAGAUCGACCAUGGCCAGACGUCAACAGUAAUAGUUGUCUCCAAAAUCUCGUCUAUCCCCGCUGUCCCCGAGCGGAACGAGAGCUCGGCCGAGAUCGGCCAAGCACAUUCAAGGGAUACAGAACAUUAUGCCUUGUAUCCGAAGGAUCUAGACGAGUUCGCAUUGGAACCUCUUCAAGGGAACCAAGGGGUGCUAGUAGAUGGCAACAAAACGAAAACCCUACUAUAG
This is a messenger RNA of Morchella sextelata, 828 nucleotides long. RefSeq lists its product as uncharacterized. The transcript is spliced from 2 exons. Lineage: Eukaryota; Fungi; Ascomycota; Pezizomycetes; Pezizales; Morchellaceae. The record is from RefSeq and is a predicted model, not a curated record. Bases 1 to 828 code for a protein of 275 amino acids.